GAAGCUAGCUACAGAAAAAACAUUUGAUGAAAUCAUCUCAAGGAGCUAGCCUAGCUUUGUUUCUUAGUUAGUUGGUAAUGUUGAUCCUCAAUAUCACCAUGACUUCCUCACACAACAAGCAUCCCUUGCCCACUGCCGUUCACUUCUUUAAGAUAAUCCUCAGAACAAGUCUUGCACAUGGAAUACUUAAGCUCCCAAAAGAUUUUACUACAAAAUAUGGAGAUAGCAUGUCAAACCUGGUGUUUCUCAACCCUCCAGAUGGCAUUGAAUGGAAAAUAUGUUGGACCAAGCUUGAUGGCAAGAUUUGGUUUGAAAAGGGUUGGAAGGAGUAUGCCACAUACUAUUCCCUGGAUCAUGGCCACUUGCUGUUGUUUCAAUAUCAGGGAACUUCUCAUUUUGACGUGCACAUAUUCGACAACAGCGCCGUUGAAGUAGACUAUCCUUCUUCCCCUGGUACUCGUGAUGGAAAGGAAAGACAUGUGGAGAUUAGUGAUGAUUCUGUUGAAAUUUUGGAUGCUCAAUUUUCAUGCCAGAAGACUAGAGUGAAAUCCACAGUGCCAUCUCCUCAACCUUCUAAGGAAAUGAAAUUCGGCCCAACUACAAAUGUUGAAAGAAGCCCCAGGGUAAACUUGCAUCAGCAUGUCCAAACUGGAAGUACUAGCUCUCAAGUAAAAAAUUAUGAAGCAAGAAGUAGAUGAAGAAGAGGGUAAAGGAAUUUUUAACACUGAAUGCCCAAAAGUGGAGCAGUUAACUUCUACCACUCUAAAGAAAGCCACAACUUUCAGGCUUGUCAUGAAGCCAUCCUUCAUUAAUGGAGAGUACCUGAACAACAUUUGCAGAAAACUCAUGCAGUUGUCCUCCUAGAGAACUUGGAUGGCAAAACAUAGCCUGUUAUUUGUUCUUCUCUUAGAAUUACUGGGGGGUGGCAGAAAUUUGCGUCAGAAAAUAAUUUGAAUGUGGGGGAUGUUUGUGUUUUUGAGCUGAUCCAGAGCUUUGCUUUCAAGGUUCAGAGGGACCAAGUUUCCCCAUUUCACAAGAUUACACAACAGGAAUUCACGGAAAUGGCAUGGCAAGCAAUUAUCUCGGCACCAGAAGUGGCUAAGGAGAACAAGCAUCAGAUUGUGGAGACUGAGCACUUGAUGAAAGCAUUGUUGGAGCAAAAGAAUGGACUUGCUCGCCGGAUCUUUUCUAAGGUUGGGGUAGAUAAUACUCGGCUUCUAGAGGCCACUGAUAAGCACAUUCAGCGGCAACCCAAGGUUGUAGGGGAAUCUGCUGGUUCAAUGCUAGGGCGUGAUUUGGAGGCAUUGAUUCAGAGAGCCAGGGACUUCAAGAAAGAAUAUGGGGACUCAUUUGUGUCGGUUGAGCACUUUGUUCUUGGUUUUGCCCAAGAUAAACGAUUUGGGAAGAUAUUGUUUAGAGAUUUUCAAAUAUCUCAGCAAGCUCUAAAAUCUGCCAUAGAAUCCAUAAGGGGACGCCAGUCAGUUAUUGACCAAGAUCCUGAAGGAAAGUAUGAAGCCUUGGAAAAGUAUGGGAAAGAUUUGACGGCAAUGGCUAAAGCAGGAAAACUUGACCCAGUCAUAGGAAGAGAUGAUGAAAUACGCAGGUGCAUUCAGAUUCUCUCCAGGAGGACAAAGAACAAUCCUGUUCUAAUUGGGGAGCCUGGUGUUGGAAAGACUGCAAUCUCUGAAGGACUUGCUCAAAGAAUUGUUCAAGGAGAUGUUCCUCAAGCUUUGAUGAAUCGAAGGCUUAUAUCCCUUGAUAUGGGUGCACUUAUUGCUGGAGCAAAGUACCGGGGAGAAUUUGAGGAUAGACUGAAAGCUGUUCUGAAAGAAGUAACAGAAUCUGAUGGUCAGACUAUCCUUUUCAUUGAUGAAAUCCAUACAGUUGUUGGGGCAGGUGCUUCAAAUGGUGCUAUGGAUGCUGGUAAUCUCUUAAAACCUAUGCUUGGUCGGGGGGAGCUGCGAUGUAUUGGUGCAACAACAUUAGAUGAGUAUCGAAAGUAUAUUGAGAAGGACCCUGCACUUGAGCGUCGUUUCCAGCAAGUUUAUGUUGACCAACCUUCAGUUGAGGAUACCAUUUCAAUACUAAGGGGACUGCGGGAAAGAUAUGAGCUGCAUCAUGGAGUUCGCAUUUCUGACAGUGCUCUUGUGGAUGCUGCAAUUCUCUCAGAUCGAUACAUAAGUGGGAGGUUUUUGCCUGAUAAAGCUAUUGAUCUGGUUGAUGAAGCAGCUGCUAAACUAAAAAUGGAAAUUACUUCAAAACCCACUGCACUUGAUGAGAUUAAUCGGUCAGUCUUGAAACUCGAGAUGGAGAGACUCUCUCUGAUGAAUGAUACAGACAAGGCUUCUAAAGAUAGAUUAAAUCGUCUUGAGACCGAACUCUCUCUCUUAAAAGAGAAACAGGACGAAUUGACUGGACAGUGGGAGCAUGAAAAGUCUGUAAUGACUAAUCUGCAAUCGAUUAAAGAGGAGAUAGACAGGGUAAAUCUUGAGAUUCAACAGGCUGAGCGAGAGUAUGAUCUUAAUCGCGCUGCUGAAUUGAAGUAUGGUAGUCUAAACUCCUUGCAACGCCAACUUGAAAGUGCAGAGAAAGAAUUGCAUGAAUAUAUGAACUCUGGUAAGUCUAUGUUAAGAGAGGAAGUUACUGGAAAUGACAUUGCUGAUAUUGUAAGCAAGUGGACUGGUAUCCCCAUUUCAAAACUUCAACAAUCAGAUAGAGAGAAGUUGUUGUAUCUAGAGGAAGAGCUCCACAAGCGUGUUGUCGGUCAAGAUCCUGCUGUCAAGGCAGUAGCUGAGGCUAUCCAACGUUCAAGAGCAGGUCUUUCAGAUCCCCAUCGCCCAAUCGCUAGCUUCAUGUUUAUGGGACCAACGGGUGUAGGAAAGACCGAGCUAGCCAAGGCCCUUGCUUCAUAUUUGUUCAACACAGAAGAAGCACUUGUACGAAUUGAUAUGAGUGAGUACAUGGAAAAGCAUACGGUUUCAAGAUUGAUUGGGGCUCCACCUGGAUAUGUUGGGUAUGAAGAGGGAGGGCAACUAACAGAGACAGUUCGUCGCCGACCAUAUGCUGUCAUUUUGUUUGAUGAGAUUGAGAAGGCACACUCAGAUGUUUUCAAUGUAUUCCUUCAAAUCUUGGAUGAUGGAAGGGUAACUGAUUCACAGGGCCGAACCGUAAGUUUUACCAACACAGUUAUCAUUAUGACCUCAAAUGUUGGAUCACAGUACAUUCUCAACACAGAUGAUGACACUGUGCCCAAAGAGUCUGCAUAUGAAACUAUAAAGCAGCGGGUAAUGGACGCUGCAAGAUCCAUCUUUCGCCCUGAGUUCAUGAAUAGAGUUGAUGAAUAUAUUGUUUUCCAGCCUCUAGACCGCAACCAAAUAAGUAGUAUUGUCAGGUUACAGUUGGAGCGUGUGCAGAAGAGAAUUGCAGAUCGUAAGAUGAAAAUCCAAGUUACAGAAGCUGCAAUCCAACUUCUUGGUAGUUUGGGGUAUGAUCCAAACUACGGUGCUAGGCCAGUCAAGCGAGUUAUUCAGCAAAACGUGGAGAAUGAACUUGCUAAGGGUAUUCUUAGAGGAGAGUUCAAGGAAGAAGACACAAUUUUAGUAGACACAGAAGUCACGGUAUUUGCCAAUGGUCAACUUCCCCAACAAAAGCUAGUUUUUAGGAGGGUUGAAGCUGAUUCCAAUUCUACUGUUGAAGACAGAAGGGAAGGCUUUCCACAGAUUCUGUGAACGCACGUUACUGCUCCUUAUUUCUCCACAUGCUAGGUUUCACAACAAAUUUUGAGUAUAGGUCGUUUUCUUACACUAAUGCAACUCUGAUCUUGUUCAUAGCAUGAUAUAGUUUAUAGUUCUUCACACAAUAACUUUUAUUGGUCAAUACAAAUACCAUGCUUAAGAAGUGUUGGUGUGGUUCAUUUCUUCAAUUAACAAAUUAUCAUA
Glycine soja is the source of this 3938-nucleotide messenger RNA. Its product is annotated as chaperone protein ClpB3, chloroplastic. The coding region runs from base 1062 to 3728 and encodes 888 amino acids. The record is from RefSeq and is a predicted model, not a curated record. Gene Ontology annotation, molecular function: ATP binding; ATP hydrolysis activity. Gene Ontology annotation, cellular component: cytoplasm. Gene Ontology annotation, biological process: cellular response to heat; protein refolding. Lineage: Eukaryota; Viridiplantae; Streptophyta; Magnoliopsida; Fabales; Fabaceae. The transcript has 13 exons.